GACAUCCAAACUCAGCUCACAAGCCAUGUUUCCAGUUUAUCAGUUUCCCUUUCACUCUUCCAACUACCUCUGGUGAGUUCUGCCCAGUGACUGAUGAGACUUUCAAAUGUCGCCUUUCCAUUGGAGGGUGGUACCCAUGAGACUUAAUUCCUGGAACUCAUAUUGCAAAAGGAACUUCAGUUCCUGGUAAGGUGAGCCUGGCCUCCACCAAAUCAUGGACAAUCUGCCCUGCUGCUGGGGCUGCCGACCUUGACGGCCCAGGGAGGAGUCAGGCUGGAGUCUUGCAUUGCUGUGUGCCCCGGGUCCCAGCCCCUGCCUGGCUUCAUGAUGGUGAGUUACAGGUAUUGACUGAGUCACCAUCAUCUAUCUAUGGUCCCUGCGAAGAAGAAGAUGGCGGGUUUCCCAGAAUCCUUCACACCUGGAUCCUCCUCCUCCUCCUCACACCUCCUCCUCCUCUUCUUUCUCCAGCUACCCACUCUGGGUUCAGCUCAGUUUUCUGUGAUUGGGCCUUCUGAUCUCGUUCUGGCCUUGGAAGGGGAAGACGUUGAGUUACACUGUCACCUGGAUCCCAAGAUGAACGCUGAGCCCAUGCAGGUGAGGUGGUUCCGAUCCGAAUUCUCUAACAUUGUGCACCUGUACGAGAAUGGAGAGGACCAGUUUGGACAGCAGAUGGAGGAGUAUCGAAGAAGGACGGAGUUGGUGAGAGAUGCCAUGGAUUAUGGGAGUGUGGCUCUGAGAAUACACAAUGUAAGAGUCUCUGAUAAGGGAAGGUUUCGCUGCUUUUUCUAUAAUGGCCUGACGUAUGAAGAUGCUCAUCUGGAGCUGCAGGUGGUUGCUCCCCUCUUCCCGACAGCUUUGUCCUUGAUGGUGGCCCUUAGUGUGACCCUCCCUGUGCUGGGACUGCUCAUCGCUGGGGGUCUUUAUCUCAUCUGGAAACACCCCAGGGAGAAAGGGAAACUCCAGAUUGAACUCAGGUGGAGCAGGAGCCAGUUACACAUGGCCAACGUCACUCUCGACCCAGACACGGCGUAUCCCGCACUCGUCCUGUCCGAGGAUCGGAAAACGGUGACAGCUGGAGACACGUGGCAGGACCUGCCCGACAACCCGGGCAGAUUCACAGGUUCUCCCUGUGUGCUGGGCCGCCAGCGCUUCACUUCCGGGAGACAUUGCUGGGAGGUGGAGGUGGAAGAAGCGACUGUCUGGCGUCUGGGGGUUUGUAGGGAAAAUGUGGGGAGAAAAAGGGCGAUUUCGGAGUCACCUGCAGAUGGAUUCUGGGCUGUGAAGAAGGAUGUAGAUGGAUACUGGACGCCCACUUCUCCCCCCACCCGUCUCCGCCUGAGCACAGCCCCCUCCCGGGUGGUGGUAUACCUGGACUACGAGGCUGGAGACGUCUCCUUCUACAGUGGCACUGACGGAUCCCACAUCUACACUUUCCCCCGCGCCGCCUUCUCGGGGACCCUCCGACCUUUCUUCCGCCUUUAUCGCAUCGAUGACUCCCUGACCAUCUGCCCUGUGCCCGGUGGGGCUGGGGAAAACCCUGUCCCUGCCUCCGCUCAGGAGACUCCGGUGAGCCCCCCAGGAGUGGGACCAGCCUCAGCCACUGGAGAUGGGGAUCUCCUCCCUGGGGCCGAUGCCCCAUUGCUCCCCACCCAGCCCAGCCCCGGGGUCCCUCUUGCCCCUUAGGGAGCCACCCAGCCCCUGCCCUCUCCCCCCUGCAGCUCUCCGGUCCCUCCCGGGGCUGCAGCUGCCUGUGU
This is a messenger RNA of Tachyglossus aculeatus (Australian echidna), 1754 nucleotides long. RefSeq names its product butyrophilin subfamily 2 member A2-like. Gene Ontology annotation, molecular function: signaling receptor binding. The record is from RefSeq and is a predicted model, not a curated record. The transcript is spliced from 7 exons. Gene Ontology annotation, biological process: T cell receptor signaling pathway; regulation of cytokine production. Gene Ontology annotation, cellular component: external side of plasma membrane. Bases 370 to 1683 code for a protein of 437 amino acids. NCBI's taxonomy places the organism in Eukaryota, Metazoa, Chordata, Mammalia, Monotremata, Tachyglossidae.